Molecule: messenger RNA, 638 nt
Organism: Trichomonas vaginalis G3
Lineage: Eukaryota; Parabasalia; Trichomonadida; Trichomonadidae
Exons: 1
Source: RefSeq, a predicted model, not a curated record
AUGCUUCAGGUUGAAAAACAAAGAACAAAAGUAGCAGAUACAAAACCGUUAGACUAUAUCUUUACAAAUGCUGGUAGGACUAUUUCAGAUGAAGAAAUUUCAUCCCGAGCAUACAGGUUUGACUAUCCAACUUGUUGGCUUCAAAGUCCUUCAGAUGCAAAGGCAAUAGGAUUUAGAAGAGUUUUGUUUUCAAAUAGAACUAACGCAUUUAUGUUCGCAGUAUAUUUUCAUGGGCAGUAUGAAGGUUCUGAUGGUCUAAUAGACAAAUUUGACGAAAUGAGAAUCUUUACAGUUCGUUCAGACGAAAGUCUUGAGAAAACUCUAGAUGACUUUCAAACUCAAAUGAACAAAUAUUAUUGGGAAUUUCAAGAAAAAUACAACUCUUUACUAAAUGGAACAUACUAUCUGAAACUAGAAUAUGACAAGAUGAACUCCACCGCUUCAUUUCAAAAGAUUGAAAUUAACCCUCCAAGAGAUACAGAGUUUUUAUUUUGGGAAGUAGACAAACGUUCUUGGGCACAAUUUCUUCGGUUACUAAACCAGAACGAACCAUUACCACCAGAUGGUCCAUUUAAAUUUAUACUUCCACCAGCAGAUUUGAUGGUUUAUAGAAACGUGUUUGACCCUCAAAAUGUUAU